Messenger RNA from Lachancea mirantina, 1389 nucleotides. The record is from the annotation of a GenBank genome assembly. Lineage: Eukaryota; Fungi; Ascomycota; Saccharomycetes; Saccharomycetales; Saccharomycetaceae.
AUGGAUUUCCUACAUAGAGUGUCACAGCAGUUUGGUGAACUGGAGUGUAACGAUAAUAGUGUGGUGACGGUUUUGGGGAAGAGUUAUGGUGCAAUCAAGGGAGAUACAGAACAAGAUGAGGGUGGAGCCAGUGGUUACGGAGUUUUUGGACAGCUUUUCAACCGUAAUUUCGGUUGGAAUCGUCAAUUUUUGGCGGAUGUGGAGUCAAUAAUUCAUUUCACUUACAGAACUCGGUUUGAACCGAUUUUAAGAGAUCCCGAGGGCCCAUCACCACUUAAUUUUAGUACGCUCUUCAGAGAUAACCCGUUGAAUACGCUGGAUAAUGCAUUAAAUCAUCCAGAUUCUUUUUGCAGCGAUAUCGGAUGGGGGUGUAUGAUAAGAACGGGCCAAACUUUGCUGGGGAACGCUUUGCAACGUCUAAAAUUGGGUCGCGAGUACAGAGUGCCCGAAAAUGCCACCUCAGAGAUUUUAAGCUCAAAAGAGCUGGAACUUGUAUCUUGGUUCGAGGACAAACACGACGCGCCGUUUUCGCUGCAUCGAUUCGUGGAAAAGGGCCGUAAACUUUCGGGCAAGUCUGCGGGCGAAUGGUUUGGACCCUCAGCGACUUCGCUCAGUAUCAAGGCUUUAGUGGAAGAAUUUGGGUAUGAAAGCGGCAUCGACACAUGUAUUAUCUCUACGGAUUCUGCGGAUGUCUACGAAGAAGAAAUGGAUCAAGUUUUCGACAAAAAAUCCGAGGCCAAUAUUUUACUUCUAUUGGGCGUGAAACUGGGACUUUCAGGUGUCAACGAGCGAUAUUGGGAUAGUUUGAAACAGCUUCUGGCGUCGCCCCAGUCUGUGGGAAUUUCGGGAGGUCGGCCUUCGUCGUCGUUAUAUUUUUUCGGUUUACUCGAGGACUACCUCUUGUAUUUAGACCCACACUCACCACAGACCGAUCUCGCUGGAAUUGAGUCACCAGUCGAAAAAUUACGCUCGGUACACUAUGCCCGUUUCAACAAAAUGCACAUAUCCGAAAUGGAUCCCUCGAUGCUCAUAGGCGUAUUGAUACAAGGUCGUGACGAUUGGCUCCAAUGGAGGAACAGCGUCGAAAAUUCCCAGAUAUUUCACGUCAGCGCCACGAGACCGCAAGAAUUCUAUCUCGACGACGACGACGACGUAGAAAGCUUACAUUCUAAAGAAGCUAACAAACCUCUUAUAGGCGGCGAUUACGUCGACGUUGCUCCCAUGGUCCAGCUGGCUGGUGUCUCCAGAGACGACGCCUACUACGACGUUAAAUGCAAGAAUCAAAAAAUCGUAGUGGUAGGAGAAUACGACAACAGCGCCACCGAUAUGGAAGUCGACCAAGUGCUAGUAGAACAGGAAACGGUUCCAGUACCAGAGCCAGCAGUAUGA